Molecule: messenger RNA, 1809 nt
Organism: Schistocerca cancellata (South American locust)
Lineage: Eukaryota; Metazoa; Arthropoda; Insecta; Orthoptera; Acrididae
Product: proline-rich protein 36-like
Exons: 5
Coding region: 1-1809 (602 amino acids)
Molecular function (GO): protein binding
Source: RefSeq, a predicted model, not a curated record
AUGUUCCAGCACGACACGCUGGAGGCCAGCUGCGGCGAGGUCAGAAUGGCGGACGUGGAGGGUCCGGUGCUGAGGCAUCUAUUGUCUUACGUGUACACCCUGCAGGCCCCCCAGCUGACCGGCACGGCCCCGGAGCUGUUGGCGGCUGCCGACAGAUAUGGCCUGUCCGCCUUGAAGGCCGCCUGCGAACAGCAGGUGCUGGCGCAGCUGGAGGUGGAGACGGCGGCGGCUGCAGCUGUGCUGGCGGUGAGGCACUCGUGCCCCAGCCUAACUGCGGCCGCCAUCCACUUCAUAAGGUCUCAAACACACAAAGUAAUGGUGACGCAGGGCUGGGCAGACGCCGUGCUGCAGUACCCGAAAGACAUCGUCGAAGUCAGUCGGCUGCUCGGUGAGCCACCAGCAGAACCCAGCGCGCCGGCCGCCCCCGCUGCCCGGCCGCCCAGCGACAGCAGCCGGACCACCACCGCCGACCCCGCCGACCCCGCCGACCCCGCCUCCCGGCCACCCAGCGGCAGCAGCCGGACCACCACCGCCAACCCCGCCGACCCUGUCGACCUCGUCGACCCCGCCGCCCCCACCGACCCCGCCGACCCCGCCUCCCGGCCACCCAGCGGCAGCAGCCGGACCACCGCCGCCGACCCCGCCGACCCCGCCGACCCCGCCUCCCGGCCGCCCAGUGGCAGCAGCCGGACCACCACCGCCGACCCCACCGACCCCGCCGAUCCCGCCGACCCCACCGACCCCGCCUCCCAGCCGCCCAGUGGCAGCAGCCGGACCACCACCGCCGACCCCGCCGACCCCGCCGACCCCGCCGACCCCACCGACCCCGCCUCCCGGCCGCCCAGUGGCAGCAGCCGGACCACCACCACCGACCCCGCCGAUCCCGUCGACCCCGCCGACCCCGCCGCCCGCCGAUCUCCCCAGCCGCCCGACAGCGCCGCCGUCUCCCGCCUGCGCCGAAGUGUGUCAGUUGCGGCCGUGCGGCCAUCGGAGAAGGCGGCGGCAGCCCUUGCAGGCGAGCCAGCCGAGUACAGGGGGCAGCCCGGCCGACGCUCGGCCCUCCCUGCAGCUCGCGUGCGCCACGCCGCAGCCGCCUGCGUCUGCAGACACGGCUGUCGGCUCAGUCUAACAUUCGACCUGUCGCUGGCAGGCGGUAGGGGGCGGCGCUUGCGGGGGCCGCCUGCAGACGGCGCAGCCUGCCCUGGCCGCCCUCUGCCCUGGACGCGGUACAGUGUGUCCGUCAAGUCGUGCGCCCUCUCCGCUCCACAGUGCUGUCCCGGCGACCCAGUCUGGCCACACAGCCUGGCGGCGCUCACUCCCAGCUCAGCGACUGCACCGUCCAGAAAAACACGGCACUGCGGGGGCGCGGCGGAGCAGCUGCGCGAGUUGCUGGCGGCGGGGGCGGACGUGGGGGCGAGGGUGCAGGUGUUGGGGAGCAGCUGCACCGUCCUGCACGUGGCAGCACGCGGGGGUCACGUGGCGGCGGCCAGCUGCCUCGUCGGCGCCGGCGCGGAGGUCGACGCCAGGAGCAGCCCGGGGCAGCGGACGCCCCUGCACUGGGCUGCAUACAGGGGCCACGCUGGUGUGGUGCGGCUGCUGGUCGGCGCCUCUGCUGACCCCAACGCCAGGGAUCGGUGGGGGUGGACGCCGCUGCACAGUGCGGCAGAGAGGGGCGAGGCAGGGGCGGCGGCUGAGCUCCUCCUGGCGGGGGCGGACAGGGGGGCCCGGGAUGAGGAUGGCAGGACCCCCCUGGACCUCGCCAGGAACAACAGAAAGCAGCAGCUGGUGGAUAUGCUGACACAACGCUGA